ACAAUAAGUUUUGGCUGUAGGGGAAAAAUGUUUUGCUGAUAUUAUCAAAUUCUAAGCAAGUGUUUGCUGUCAACGAUUGCAUCCAUCUGGUGAAAGAAAGGGGAAAAUUUGGAUAGUUAAUGCGCUCGCCGCUCCCAGCAGGCCUCUCCCGGGCCUCCCGCCCACUGCGCCGCUCAGACUCCUGGGGCGCGUGAGGCUGCGGCCCCCCUUCGCUCCCCCCUUUUCCCCACCCCGCGGUGAGUGCCUCCUCCCGGAGCUGCCCCCACGCCCACUGCCCCUCUCCGGGCCCGCAGGGCGCUGGGCUCCGAGGACCCCGGCGGGGCUCCCGCUGCCUCGGGACGAAGGCGAUGAAAGGCUCCCGUGGACUUGUCCAUCGUCUUCAGCUUUCCUCCCAUUCGGCCUCUUCCCACAGUGGGCGCGCGGCCAGGCCGGGCUGGGAGAACGUCUGCAAACGGGCCUUCCCCGCCCUUACUCGGAGACGGAGCCGUUCUGUGCCAGAGAUUUAUGGAGAUUGUCCAGGAGGAGCCGAGGCCCAGGCAUGCCCAGAACAGGCAGCAGCCUCUGUACUACGAUUCCUAGAAGGCUUUGCUCAACAAAAGCAUUUUCCAAUUCUAGGGAGGGAAAAUGGGCCUGUCAUUUGACAUCAUUUCCUCCCCGCCCUCUCAACUCUCAGCUCUGGCUAGGAUUUGUGCUUUUUCUCUUCUGUGCCUGGAGCUGACCUGCCCUGGGUUCUGCCUCGGGUGGCCUCUUCUCCUCUGAGGCCGAGGGAAUGGCUCCUGUCCUCCUGAGCGCCCAGCCCUGCCAGGAAUCAGUGACAUUCCAGGAUGUGGCUGUGGAAUUCUCCUGGGAGGAGUGGGAACAUUUGAACUCAACUCAGAAGAAGUUGUACAGGGAGGUGAUGCUGGAGAACUAUAGAAACUUGGCUUCUUUGGGAUUUGCAGUUUCCAAACCAGAUGUGAUCUACCAGUUGGAAAGAAAAGAAGCUUCUUGGAUGCCAGAGACAGAUAUUCCAAAAAGCAGCUUUCCAGGGAGCAAAGAAUUUACCAAAGAGAAAUCUUAUGAAUGUGGUGAAUGUGGGAAGACAUUCAAGAGUAAAACACAACUUACUUUGCAUCAGAGUAUUCAUACUGGGAAGAUUCUUUAUGAAUGUAAGGAGUGUGGAAAGGCUUUCAUCUACAACUCAGAACUUAGUCUACAUCAGAGAAUUCAUACUGGAGAAAAACCUUAUAAGUGUAAUGAAUGUGGGAAGGCCUUCAGAAGGAAGGCAAACCUUACUAUGCAUCAGAGAAUUCAUACUGGAGAAAAACCUUAUGAAUGUAGUGCAUGUGGGAUGGCCUUCAGACGUAAGAUUCAACUUACUGUGCAUCUGAAAAUUCAUCCUGGAAAGGUUCUUUACGAAUGUAAAGAGUGUGGGAAGGCUUUCCACUACAAUUCAGAACUCAUAAAACAUCAAAGAAAUCAUAUGGGAGAAAAACCUUAUGAUUGUAGUGAAUGUGGUAAGACCUUCAGGAGUAAAACACAGCUUACAAUGCAUCAGAGAAUUCACACGGGACAGAAACCUUACGAAUGUAAAGAGUGUGGGAAAGCUUUCUUCUACAACUCAAAUCUUAUUAAACAUCAAAGAAUUCAUACUGGAGAGAAACCUUAUGAAUGUAGUAUUUGUAGGAAGGCCUUCAGGAGGAAAGCAAAUCUUAAUAUGCAUCACAGAAUUCAUACUGGAGAGAAACCUUUUGAAUGUAAUACAUGUGGGAAGACCUUCAAGAGGAAGUCAACUCUUAAUAUGCAUCAGAGAAUUCAUACUGGGGAAAAACCCUAUGAAUGUAGGGAGUGUGGAAUGACCUUCAGGCUUAAGACACAGCUUUCUAUGCAUCAUAGUAUUCACACUGGAGAGAAACCUUAUGAAUGUAGUACAUGUGGAAAGGCCUUCAAUAGGAAGUCAAAUCUCACUGUGCAUCAGAAAAGUCAUACUGAAAAAAGUCUUUCUGAAUGUAAAGAGUGUGGGAAAGCUUUCCAUGAGAAAUCAGAUCUUCUAAAACAUCAAAGAAAUCACAGGGGAGAAAAAGCUUACGAAUGUAGUGUAUGUGGGAAGGCCUUUAGGAUGAAUUCACAUCUUACUGUACAUCAGAGAAUUCAUACUGGAGAAAAACCAUAUGAAUGUAGUGAAUGUGGGAUGGCCUUCAGGCGUAAGACAGAGCGUACUGUGCAUCAGAGAAUUCAUACUGGAGAGAGUCUUUAUGAAUGUAAGGAUUGUGGGAAGGCUUUCUUCUACAACUCAGUAUUUAUGCUACAUCAAAGAAUUCAUACUGGAGAAAAACCUUAUGAGUGUGGUAAAUGUGGGAAGGCGUUCAGGAGUAAAACACAGCUUAAUGUACAUCAGAGGGUUCAUCCUGGAACGAUUCUUUAUGAAUGUAAAGAAUGUGGGAAGGCUUUCCACUACAAUUCAGAACUUAUUAGACAUCAAAGAAUUCAUGCUGAAGGUAAACCUUAUGAAUGUAGUGAGUGUGGGAAUACUUUCAUAAAUAAGAAAACACUUACUGUGCAUCAGAGUAUUCAUACUGGAGUGAAACCUUAUGAAUGUAGUGAAUGUGGGAAGGCCUUCAGGUGUAAGACACAACUUACUUUUCAUCAAAGCAUUCAUACUGGAGAGAAACCUUAUGAAUGUAAUGUAUGUGGAAAGGCCUUCAGGAGGAAACCACGUCUUAUUGUGCAUCAGAGAAUCCAUACUGGAGAGAAACCUUACAAGUGUAAUGAAUGUGGGAAGUCCUUCAGGAUUAAGGCACAUAUUACUGUGCAUCAAAGCAUUCAUACUGGAGAGAAACCCUAUGAAUGUAAUGCAUGUGGGAAGGCCUUUAAUAGGAAGUCAAAUCUUACUGUGCAUCAGAGAAUUCAUACUGGAGAAACACCUUAUGAAUGUAGUGAAUGUAGGAUGGCCUUCAGGUUUAAGAGACAGCUUACUGUACAUCAGAGAAUUCAUACUUGAGGGAAAUCUUAUGAAUUUAGUAAAUGUGGGAAUGCCUUUAUAUAGAGUGCAAAACUUUUUGUCCAUCAGAGAAUUCAUACAUAAGAUAUUCCUCAUGAAUGUAAAGAGUGGGAAGACUAUCACAACUUAAAUUUUAUUGAACAUCAGAGAGUACUUACUGGGGAGGGACCUUAUUAAUGUGGAAAGGCAUUCAGAGUUAAGCUACAACUUGGCAUAUGUCAGAGCACUUAUACUGGAUAGAAACCUUAUGAAGCUGGUGAAUAUGGGAAGGCCUUCAGAAGUAAGAGUAAAUUUAAUGUGCUUUAAAAAUUCAUACAGGAAAGAUUAUUUAUGAAUAUAAGGAGUAUGAGAAGGUCUUCCACUAAAAUCAGAACUUAUUGGACAUCACAGAAUUCAUACUUAAGAUAAACUUUAUGAAUAUACUAUAUGUGGGCAGACCUUUUCCCUGAUUUUAGAGCUUGAUAUUAGAGCAUUGAUACAAGAGAGAAAUCUUAUGAAGCUAAUGAAUGUGGAACACCUUCAGAGUAAGGACACAACUUAGCAUAAAAAAAUAUUCUGGAGAGAAACCUUUUGAGUUAUAUAAGGCAUGUGGGAAGGUAUUUGUAUUGAGGACACUUGUCUGACAUCCAUCAAAGAAUUUAUAUUCUGCAGAAUCUUUAUGAAUGUAAGUACUGUGGGAGAAUCCCAUAGCCAUCGAGACUGAUUCUGAGUCAGAAUAUGAAAUCUAAGAGAUCUCAUUUAGCCCUAUGAAAGGAAAUAGUCCUCCCUUCUGUACAACCCUCUAAGGGAAGAAAGAUUAAUGAUGUCCUCCCAUGGACCUUCUGCUAUGGAGAGGAUGUGAGGGUUGAGCCAAAGGUGGUGGUAUCGGGGGAACCUUUGUAUUAACUUUGAUCCCUGGGCAGAUGGCAUGCAGAAGUCUUAUGGAUGAUCUCUUGGCCAUCAGAUGAGCUUGAUCUGUGAUGAAUUCCUGUUGAUUGUGCUGAGAUAUGAAUCAUUUGAACUGUACUCUUGACAUUGCUGGUGCUGCUUUUACUUAUAUUCAUCAGGGUAGAUACUCAACCAUAAAGAUUUGGAAUAACACUAAUUUCUUAAAAUCCUGAUAAGGAUCUGUGGCAGAUAAUGAUUCUAUUUGAUUUCUGCCCUGUGUUCUGAAUGUCAAAGAGAAGGAAUUCAAUGAAGUGGCUGUAAACAGCAGGUGGAAGUAUCAUCUAAUUAGUGGCAUAUGGGUAGGAAAUUCUCACUUUGUUCAAAGGAAAUAAACAGGGAAUUUUAGGAAAUCAAAACUAUCAGAUGUCACAGGACAAAACGCUCCACAUCAGUUUAGAGAAAUACAAAUAAAAACAACUCUCAGAUACCACACCUCAUACCUAUUAUAUUAGGCAAUGUCAUAGCUAAGGAUAAGGACGUUUUUCAGGGGAUGGGGAAGAAUCGUGAUAUUAAUUCAUGGUUCAUAGUAGCUACAGCCAUUCUGGUGACCAAUUUGGACCUGUGUCCAAAGUCCUAUGAAACUACAUUCCUCUUUACCUACUUAGAACACUACUUGGUCUUUACACCAAAGAGAUAAAAGGAAAAGGACUUAUGUGAAGAAAAGUAUUUCUAGUGGCUCUUUUUGUGGCAGCAAAAUAUUGGAAAUUGAGGAGAUGCUCAUUAUUUGGGGAAUGGUUAGAUACAUUGUGGUUCAUGGUUGUAAUAGAGUACUAUUUUGUUGUAAGAAAUGAUGAAUGGUAGCUAAAUGCCUUAUUGGAUAAAGCACUGGGCCUUGAAGGCAGUAAGC
Molecule: messenger RNA, 4754 nt
Organism: Sarcophilus harrisii (Tasmanian devil)
Lineage: Eukaryota; Metazoa; Chordata; Mammalia; Dasyuromorphia; Dasyuridae
Product: zinc finger protein 420-like
Exons: 5
Coding region: 770-2980 (736 amino acids)
Biological process (GO): negative regulation of transcription by RNA polymerase II
Molecular function (GO): DNA-binding transcription repressor activity, RNA polymerase II-specific
Source: RefSeq, a predicted model, not a curated record